This is a messenger RNA of Spirometra erinaceieuropaei, 2415 nucleotides long. NCBI's taxonomy places the organism in Eukaryota, Metazoa, Platyhelminthes, Cestoda, Diphyllobothriidea, Diphyllobothriidae. The record is from the annotation of a GenBank genome assembly.
AUGAGCCUCCGUCUGGCUUUCCGGGGAGGCAAAUUCAUCACCAUCAUCAACGGCUACGCUCCUCCGAUGACCAGACCCUACGGCGCUGCAAGUGGAAAAUCCUACGAGGACCUGCACGCCUACCUGGCGACUGUGUCGAAGGCAGAUAAGUUUUCGUUGAAUUUAACACCCGCGUCGCCACAGAACAUGCAGCCUGGCGAGGAGUUCUGGGUCCCCACGGUUUCGAUGUCUCCAACGAAAAUGGCCUGCUCCUUCACCGUACUUGCGCAGAACACCGACUUAUCUUAACCAACACCCUCUUCUACCUGCCGUCGCGAGAUAAGGCCACCUGGAGGCACCCUCCGUCACGCUAGUGGCACCUUCUACACUACGUUUUCGUUCUAAAGCGAGACCAGCGGCAUGUGCUGGUGACAAAGGCGAUCCCGAGUGCCGACUGCCCAGUCUGCGACAACGAUCGUGGCAUCUCCCUGCUAAGCAUUGCUGGUAAGAUCUUUGCUUGCAUUCUUCUCAACCGCCUGAACAGCCACCUGGAAUGAAGUCUUCUGCCGGGAAACUAGUGCGGCUUCUGACAUCAUCGUAGACCGCGGGCAUGAUCUUCGCGCCCGCCAACUGCAGAGGAAAUGUCAGGAGAUGCGGACCCACUUGUACUUUACUUUUGUGGAUCUGACGAAAGACGUGGAGACGGUGAAUCGUGAGGGAAUGUGGAGAAUCAUGCAGAAAUUCGGCUGUCUUGAACGGUUAGCUCAGAUGGUGUGUCUGCUUCACGAUGACGUGAUGAUACGAGUGACGGAGACUGGAAAUGUCUCAGAGGCAUUUUCAGUGCCCAGCGGAGUGAUGCAGGUCUGCAUCCUCGCGCCUACCCUCUUUAUUCACAUAUUCUCUGCCAUGCUGAUGGACGUCCACCACGACGGACGCCCUGGGAUCCGCAUCACCUACAGGACGGCUGCCAAUUCCUCAACCAUCGGCGGAUGUACUUCCAGUAGCAUGUAUCCACAACCACCGUCCAUGACUUCUCUUCGCCGACGACUGCGCCCGUAGUUUCACCUUGGAAUGUGGCAUGCAAAGGAGCAGGGACCUCUUCGCCGGCGUCUGCGAGAACUUCGGCCUGACUAUUAACACGAAGAAAUUGGUCAUGCACCAUCCGCCACCCAACAGUGCCCCAAAUGCGCCGCGAAUCAGCGUGAAGGGCACCCAACUGCAAUUGGUGGACAACUUCCUUUAUCUGGGCAGUACCCUCUCUUGAAGCAUGAAAAUCGACGGUUAAGUCGCCCGCCGGAUUUCGAAGGCCAGUCAAGCCUUCGGCCGCCUUCAAAGCACGGUUUGGAAUCGUCAUGGUCUCCAGCUGAGGACGAUGUACAAAGCUGUCAUCCUCCCGACCCCUCUGUAUGGGGUUGAGUCUUGGACGUUGUACACGAAACAGGCACGCCGAAUUAAUCACUUCCACCUCACUUGUCUUUAUUGCAUCCUGGGGCUGAGGCGGCAGGACCAAAUCAUCGACACCUAUGUACUUGACCGAAUGGGAAUUCUCAGCAUCUACACCAUGUUGAAACAACUGCAGCUGUGCCGAAGCGGCCAUCUCGUGCGAAUGGACGAGGAGUGGCUAGCCAAGGAGGACAAAUCCAUCGAUGCAAGUAUACUCGGACGUCUUCCCUGAAGCGUCUGCGAAUAAAUCCGACCAACUGCGAAGACCCCGCCCGAGACCGACCGACAUGGAGGAGGACAGUGAAGACAGGCACUGCGAUCUACGAAACCGACCGCAUCGCGGACGCCAAAGCCAAAUGUGAAGCACACAUGUUUCAGCUGCUUUCACCUCGCAAUGUCAACGCCAAAUCGCCUCUAACGUGUCCACGAUGUUAGCGGACAUUCCGGGCACGAAUUACACUUGUGGGACACCUUCGGAUCAACCGCGCCACACGGACUGCACUAAUCGUCGUCCCUCCGUAUAAAUCCCCCUCGUCCUCUACGAUGCCACCAAACUCUGACCACCCUCCCUAGCCACCACUUUUCUCCUCCUCCUCCUCCUCCUCCUCCUCCUCCUCCUCCUCCUCCUCCUCCUCCGCCCCCUCCUACCCCUAUACCUCCACCUCUGCUACACCAGUGACGGCUGUUGCGGAGCCCGCCACGCGCAUCAACACUACGCACAAUCCUGACAAACCGACAAACACCAACUCCGCCACCACUGACGCUAGCGGUGAGGACCAGAACUACAACAGUCCUCAAUGCGACCGCACCUUCACCUCACGCAUCGGCCUGGCCGGUCACUUGCGAAUCCAUCGCGUAGGGACUGGCAAAAUAAUGCCUGGCGCACCAAAUUGCACCCAACGCAAUCGCCUCCACUGUCCACACUGCCCUCGCACAUUCAUACACCGCAUGGUUCUAUUCGGCCACAUGCGCAUCCACGAACACCUGCGGUAG